AUGGAUCUACAUGGAGAAACGAUCUACGAAGAAUCCGAUACGCUUUUUCAGAAAAAUCGGCGUUGUUGUUCCUUCCCGUGCUUCAGCAACUCCUCUCCGGACGGCGGGGGAAUAACCUGGUGGCGGAAAAUUCGAACGCCGGACAUUGGAAGCACCUCCGUGUGGAUCCGUGGAGUCGUCGCACUGAAAAAGAUUCGCGAGUGGUCGGAACUCGUAGCUGGUCCGAGAUGGAAGACUUUCAUCCGGCGGUUCAACCGGAACCGGAGUGGGAAUAGCAGGCACGUGAAUUACCAAUACGAUCCAUUGAGUUACGCGAUGAAUUUCGACGAGGGGCCGGGGCAGAGCGGUAAUUUCGAGGAAGAGGAUGGGUAUUAUCAUAUGUCAAGGAAUUUCUCGUCCAGGUACGCCGCCUUCCCGGCGUCAUCUAAAACUUCUAUGGACCUUGGCAAGGAUGCGUCACCUUCCUCCGUAUAA
This is a messenger RNA of Fraxinus pennsylvanica, 474 nucleotides long. The record is from the annotation of a GenBank genome assembly. NCBI's taxonomy places the organism in Eukaryota, Viridiplantae, Streptophyta, Magnoliopsida, Lamiales, Oleaceae.